AUCUCCCACCAUGCCGCCGCCGCGCACGCUCCUGCGCGCGCUGCCCGGCCCCGCCGGCGCACCGGGCUCCUUCGUGCUCCCGCUCCGCAAGCUCGUCCUCUCCUACUGCCCCGCCGACGCCGCCAGCGCCGGCAUGCGCGCCUGGGUCGCGCGCGAGGCCGAGGCCUUUGCGCGUGCGCGCCGCAGCGUCGAGGUCGUCGUGCAGGAGGUGCCGCACAAGCAGCCGCUGGCCAAGGGCUUCUACUUGAACGGCCGCGAGAAGGUCGUGCCCGUGUCGAACCUGGGCGCCGGCGGCGUGGCCUCCAAGGUGACGCUGCUGGCCGAUGCCUCGGGACGCAAGAUUGUGCCGCUGAAGCGCCGCACCGUCGUCUCGGCCACCGAGUCGCCGCGCGGCAUGUGGAGCCAGCUGCAUGCGGACCCGACGGUGCUGUGAGGG
Messenger RNA from Tilletiopsis washingtonensis, 436 nucleotides. RefSeq lists its product as hypothetical. NCBI's taxonomy places the organism in Eukaryota, Fungi, Basidiomycota, Exobasidiomycetes, Entylomatales. Gene Ontology annotation, cellular component: mitochondrial large ribosomal subunit. The coding region runs from base 11 to 433 and encodes 140 amino acids. Gene Ontology annotation, biological process: mitochondrial translation. The record is from RefSeq and is a predicted model, not a curated record. The transcript is spliced from 2 exons. Gene Ontology annotation, molecular function: structural constituent of ribosome.